Molecule: messenger RNA, 8717 nt
Organism: Symsagittifera roscoffensis
Lineage: Eukaryota; Metazoa; Xenacoelomorpha; Acoela; Convolutidae
Product: eIF-2-alpha kinase GCN2-like
Exons: 3
Coding region: 40-8655 (2871 amino acids)
Biological process (GO): regulation of translational initiation by eIF2 alpha phosphorylation; negative regulation of cytoplasmic translational initiation in response to stress
Cellular component (GO): cytoplasm; nucleus; cytosol
Molecular function (GO): ATP binding; eukaryotic translation initiation factor 2alpha kinase activity; protein binding
Source: RefSeq, a predicted model, not a curated record
GCAUGAUUACGAAUUGAAAUUUUCGAAUCAUGCUAUAAAAUGUACAACAACUCUGAUUACGAUCCUUUAAUUAGGAGAUCAGCCCUUAUACCAGAUGCAGUGGUCUAUGGAACUUCUAGAAGUGCAAUUAUCGAUGAUUCCUUAUCACAACCUAGUCUCUUGUCUCUUCGCACGGGGUCCAGGUCCUCAAUUUCGGGAUCUGGAUUGCCUAACGAAAUUACUGAUGAUAUCCUAAUGGAACGGUCUUCUCUAACGCGCACGAUUGUCAAUACCAAUCCGUUAAACAAUAACGCUCUCCUGAGAAGGGAUGCUAGAGAUUCCUAUUCUCAAGUAAAAUCAGAUAUUGAUUGGUCAACCUUCGAUUACAAAAAUGAUCCUUACUAUAUUGAAAAACGAGAGCAGCUCAAAUCCAAAACAGCAUCAACGGCAUCGAUGGACGAUAUUGUUAAUGAAAAUCUAUCAUACGAUCAGAAAUUGAGAGCAGUUGCUGAACAGCUAAGAGAGUUAGAAAAAGGUCCUCAAAUUGUAGACAGUGUGUUGACAACAAGGUUCGAGAAACCUUCGAUGAUCCGAAUAAGUAGUGGUCUGACUUUUAACAGUUUUGACCUUGCAGUUCCCCAAGAGCAGAAAGUUCUUAAGAAGAAGUCGAAAGCGGCUCCGAAACCGGUGAUUGAAUCAAAAAAGGUGUCGAACACUUCUGUAAACUCCUCCUCUGAAGAUCCAUAUGAUAAAUAUAACAAAAAUCCAAUAGGCAAUAUUGUUGGGAAACGUGCGCAGAGAAUCAAGCAACAGUUAGCUCAAAAGAAAGCAGAUGCUGAAAAACAAGACGACGAUAUAGUUGUUGCGGAAAAUUGUUCAGAAUCAAUUGUACCUGAUAGCUCAACUGGGCUUGGUGAGGAAACAUCGUUUCAUCAAAAAGACACGGGUGGUAUAAAUGAGCGUGCCAGAAGUAGUUCGUUUUCAGAAGUUACAUCGCUGGAGCCAGAUUCGUCGACUGACAAUGUUUGCGUACCGUCUGUGUCUUCAACUGGGGAAUCUGAUAUUGUCGAUUCCACCACACCUGAAAUACAGUACCUUGCGCAACAACAGAGAAAGUCUGAGUCGUCUAGUUCAGCCGGAUCUAAAGAGUAUCCGAUUGAGAUUUCAAAUGAAGAACCAGAAGAGCAGAAAGAUGAUACGAAGUCUUCUAAUGAACAAACUGCCGAUGAUGACGGAAUGUUGGCGAUGUUUCUCAGAGAACAGCGCGAGUCCGUGAAAUCUGAACCGAAUAUCACAAAACCCCAAGCUUCAACCAAAGUCCCGUUCUCUUUGAAGCGGAUACCCACGAAGUCAUCUGUUCUUAAAUCUUUGGCGAAGCCUGGUGCUUCAAUUCCCACUUUAACUAGAACAACAGGAGUAAAGCCUUCGUCAUCCUUAAAGAAAUUUCAGGGUAAAGAUAGAAGCGACUUUCAAAACCCGGUAAGGACUCUUUCAUUACCGGAUCCCUUGACUAUUUUUCCCGAAACACCCAGGUUUGCUCUGGAUCCAAUGCAAUCAUUUGGACCUAGACAUUCGCCAGUAUCUUCUUAUAACACGGAGUCGUCAACUAGUUGGUUAAGUCGAAGUGUAGAACAUGCACAGAGGUCUCGAAAUGGAGAAGUCGAUGUUCAAGCGAGACUGAGACGCGAGCAAGAGCAGGCAGAAGAGGAAAUGCGUCGACGGGAAAGUUCUAGUGGGAAUCAGAGUAUGGUCACCAAACCGCCGGACCCUUUAAGUGUGCUGAAUAAUAUGUGGAAUGGACUGACAAACCAGCCCAUGAAACCUUUUUCACCCUUAAGAACCUCAGCAUCUCUGGACCCAUACACCACCAUUAAAACAUCGGAACAGCGUAGAAUCAUAGUUGAACGUGAACUUGAGCGCAAGAGACUUCUGAAAGAGGAACAAAAGGCUCUCAAAGAAGCGAUGGAGUUGGAAAAACGGCGAGAAAUUGAACGCAGGCUAGAAACUGAGAUCGCAAAUGAACGUGAAAGGGAGAGAAAACGUCUGCUUGCUGAACAGCAAAAACUAUUAGAGUUAAAACGAAAGGAAGAAGAUGAGCUUCGUAGGCGAUUGGAAGAGGAAAGAAAAGAGCGCGAGCGAAUUGAACGCGAGAGGAAAAUUCGCGAACAGCGCGAGAAAGAAAGACGUCAAAAUGAAGACUUGAAACUGAAACGAAGUCUGAUAGAAGUAUAUAACUUAGAUAUGCACGAUGAAUUCACAGGGUCAAUGGAUACCGAAGUCAAAAAACAGAAAAACGAAAAGUUUUCAGGCAAUACUUUACAUAACUGCAAAUGUUUUGAAAAUUUUGAUGCGUUUGACAUCAGUGGAAUUGGAAAGUCAGUUACUAUAACACCCUAUCAUAUUUUCUCAGAAGAUAUUAGUAUGGUGCCAUUGGCGGGAAAUUUUGACGAUGAAAUUUUGAUAAGAGAUAUUGACACUGCAAUACAGGUGGCAAGAGAGAGUGUUUUUGACAGGAGGCUGAAAAAGUUCUUAGAAAUCUUGAAAGGUCUUCCGGAUGAUUACUUGGAAUUCCCUGAAGAAACUUGUAAUUUUCUGGACGUUGAAUGGAAGGAAUUUUCAAAUGACAAACAAGACGACGAGCAAGAUUUGUCAGAUAGUGAACUAUUGGGAUUAGUUGAAUCAAUGAAAGCCGAGUGCCUUGAAAUGAAGCAGAAGUUGAAACUUCAAGCCGAAGAGGCGGAGAAACGAAAAGCUCUAUUGGCUGCCAAAAUGGAGGAAAAAGCUAAAUUAGCUGAAAAGGCACGCUUAGAAGAGAAAGCACGAAAAGCAGCAUUGAAGAACAGUGCUGGUCGAGAGUCAAAGUCUUCGAAGUGUCAGAACAUUCGAGAUUCUUCAACUUUAUCAAUUUCAACUGUAAUGCGCAGAAACCCGGACGACCAGGGAACAAUUGUUUACGAACCGGAAAAGCGCAAACCUAGCCAAAAUCCAGCUACAAAGUCUGGAAGCAACUCCAGUUUUGCGAAAACCAGCAGUUCACUUUCAGAUUUCAUAAAAGAGGCUGGGUUUAAAUCAUCGGAAUCAAGUGUGUGGGUUAAACAAGAGCGUGAAUCGCCCCCACCAAUGGGCAUCCCGAUUCCACCUCCCAAUAUGUUCCCAACGAUAGUUCCACCACCUUCUGAUAUGUACAGUGCUGCAGCUGCUUCCUUUGCAGCUCUUAAUUUCCAAAGAUUCGGGUUCAAUGAAUCGUCUUUGCCUUUUGCGGAUACUAUUAGUAAAAUUGGAGGUGUAACUAUUGUUCCGGUCGAUGCCAGGCGGCAAGAAAGGGAACAAAGGAGACAAAAGUCACCAGAACGUUCUCCUCAAAGGACGAAAAGAAGUCAUGUCCAACGUCGAGGAAGAUCUCGCAGUAGGUCCUUGUCAAGUAGCGAUUUCAAACUCCCGUUAGCCGCAGAAAAACCGAUCAAAAAGAGUAGAGUGUCAAGUCAUCAAAGAUCGGAUUCCGAUUUUUCGUCACACAGUCGCUCGCCAAAAUAUACAAAAUCAAGUUCAAGUUCACAUCACAGAAAACACAAGAAGGAAAAAUCAAAACGAGAUCACAAAGUGAAACACAGGAAGUCAAAAAAGAAGUCUAAAAAAGAAUCAAAGUCGAAGCGGCGAGACUCGAGCUCAAAACUCAAAAAGCGAAUCAAAAAAGAACCUUUUGACCCUGAUGAAGCGACAAAUAGUAAGAUUUUCAUCAACCCGCAUCAUGAAAACUUCAAACGAUUUUACAGUGCUAAAGAAGAAAGUUCUAAAGUCACACAAGUGAGAGCAAUUUCGUUGUCAUCCGAAUCCUCUUAUACUUCCACCUCAAAUGGAUGGAAGAUUUUUUUCAGUUUUUAUGAAACUACUUUGGAUAUUAAACUGGAGCCUCCUAAUCACAUUUUGAGCAGGCAAGAGGCCGAACUGGAUGCCAUUCUUUCAAUCUAUCCGGACUUGGUCGAAGAUCUCCGGCCUCAGAACAACAAAUGGAAGGUAUACACACCGCCGGAGUUACGAGUGUCCAUUAAGCCCUCUCAAGAUACAACAACAGGCGCAGUUUAUUGCUCAGUUGAUAUCCAUGUGAGCUGUGACAAGAACUACCCGGAAUCGAGGCUGAAGUUUGGUCUGGAAAAUCCUACCGGACUCCAAGAUCAAACUUUGAAGGAUCUAGAAAAGGAGUUGAAUGAUGUUUUGGAUCAAAAUGAGAAUUCAGAAGUAAUACUUGAACUAAUUCAAGCUGCUAAAGAUUUUCUCCAUGUGCAUAACAAACCACCAUUGCCGUCAUUGGCAAAAAUUAGGGAAAAUGCCCUAAAAAAGCAAAAGGUAGCUGAAGUUCAUCUUAGGAAUCUAAAACAGAUAGAAGAACAGGCUAAAUACGCCGCAGAAAAUGAAAACAUCGAAAAGAUUGUAAGAUCAAGAAAAUCUCAUGUUUCAGUCGAAGGAAGAAGACACAAUUCUAUAUCGUUGGCGGACGAGAACAAUCACGGCGACUCGGUUUACGAAAAUCGAGCAACCUGUAAUUUGCCGACGGUAUCUUUCAAAGACCCGAAAGACGAGAACGUAGAAUACAUAGUCAUCGUACCUCCUCUCUGUGAUUCACAUGGUUCUUUUUCAAGUUUCGACACAGGUAAUGGAACAAAGUUUACUGUUCAGAGUUUCGAAAUUGUGCGUCCGGAGCUUGGGAAAGAUUUGGGAAGAGCAGAUGAAAGGAACUUUAAGAGCGCAUCAGAAACUCUUUGGAGCCAAAUUGAAUACGAAUUGAAACGUACUGUUACAUCAUUGGAAAAUCGAAUGACAUCAUUUUACCAUCAUAAUUUGUCAGUUCCAACGUCAGUCAAAAUAAAUCAGUUCGAAAAUUCCAAAUCAGUCCAGCUACUUAAUCCGUCUAGCUGUACCGAUUUGACUCUCGAACAAUUAUUGAAAUACGUCAAGAGUUUCGAUGUUAUCACGGUACGAACAAUACUAAAACAGCUUUUGGUUUCAACGGUAUAUCUUCACAGUAAACGAAUGUACCUUGGUGAUGUUUCGUUAUCGGAUAUUUUAUUUUACCCUGAUAAACGAAUCGUUGUCCGAAACUUCGAUGUAGUCACAAGACUCAGGUAUCUUGAGUCUUUUUCAAAAGCUUCCAAAACUGAUUUCAACUCAAUAUGUGAUGAGCCGAGCUCAAAGCAAGAUUCUCUGACAUGCUGCAAUUUAGGAAAGUUGCUGCUUGGUGAUUCUUACGAAGUUCUGCAUCCUAGAGCCAAAGAGUUUUUCGAGCUUGGUUGUGAUCUCAAUGAAACAACUCGACUGACUGUGAACGAACUUUUGAGUCAUAAGUUUAUGACUGAUUCUGAUUGGUUAGCCGAAGAAAGCGUGAACACAAAUUCUGUUAGCUUCAACGUUGUUCCAGAGUAUAAAGAACUCGACAUUCCAAUCCCCACGACAAGGCAAAACAGCUCAAACUCCCAGGACCAAUUUCGAACUCAUUCAGUUUUUCAGGAACAAUUCGAAGUUUUAGAUUUCUUAGGUGAAGGUGGUUUUGGUUCGGUUUUAAAAGUUCGCAAAAACCUAGAUGACAGUAUUUACGCCCUUAAAUGUGUCAAAUUGGAGUAUAGUAACCCAAACGCUUUGAAAAGACUGUUUCGCGAAGUAAGAGUCUUGUCUAAAAUGCGAAGUGAACACGUAGUUAGAUACUUCAAUUCAUGGGUCGAAACUAUUGAAACGCUAGUCGAAAGUUCAAAAUCGUCAAAUGAUGGGGUUUCUUUUGAUAUGGCAAAAUUGCAAAGGGAAAAUGACCGGCUGAUGGAAAAGAAUACAGAUACUCUGGCUAGUAAAGUCAGUUUCAGUUUCGCUUUGAAGUUCGAUGACGAGCCGCCGCCAAUUUCCGGAUCCGUGUCUUGGGGUUCUUCAAAUAACCGUUCCAGUACUAGAUGUACAGAAGAAAUGUCAACGGGUCAGUUUGCUCUGUUUGGCGACGAUAAGUCUGACGCUUCGGAUAUCGAAUCCUCCGAUUCGGAAUCAGAAAGUACGACUGACGAUGGUAUCAUUUUUGGAAGUGCUCCUAAAGUUUCAAACUCCUCGAAUUCGGCUGCUCAGCAUGAGUCAGUUGAGUCAUCAAAUGCGCCCGAGAUAGUGCGUUUAGAGAAGAUUCUUUACAUACAAAUGGAAUAUUGCGAGCGCAACACUCUUUUCGACUGUGUUCGCGAAGGACUGUAUAAGGAUCCAGCGCUUUACUGGCGUUACUUCAGGGAAAUUCUUAACGGAUUGAUGCAUAUUCACAAUCAUGGGUUAAUUCACAGAGAUUUGAAGCCUUCAAACGUAUUUAUCAGCGCUGAUGACCAUGUCAAGAUUGGAGACUUCGGUUUGGCAGUGGGGCCCAAAGAAGCGGCAACUUCAUCGACUCAAGAACUGUCUUUGUCGCAUGGAACUACGUCAAGUAGCAAUAAAGACUUGACUAGCAAAGUUGGAACUACUUUUUACGUCGCACCUGAAAUAGAAAAGGGAUCUAUUUAUAAUGAGAGGGUUGAUUUGUACAGUUUGGGAAUUAUACUUUUCGAAAUGACAUAUCCCGUCGCAACAACGGCAAUGGAGAGAACCAAAAUUAUGACUGCUUUGAGGAAGGAAGUGUGCGAGCUGCCUUCUGAUUACUCGAAAGAGACUGAAAAAUCAUUAAUCAAAUGGCUACUUAAUCAUAAUCCUGAAUUACGACCUUCAGUUAAGGAAGUUUUAUCUUGGGAAAGAUUACCGAAAGAUGAAGUUCAAGAUUCGAAACUUCUAGAAAUGCUUAGAAAUGGACUUUCUAUGCCAAAGUGGACCACCUAUCGAGCUGUAGUUAAUUUAAUAUUUGCCAAUGUCACCAACUUGCCAGCCCGUGACUUUGCAUAUGACCUUGAAUUGAAUAAAUUUCAUGUACAGACAUAUAUCAAAACAGAGAAAAUCUUUGCAGAAGUGUUCGAAAUUUUAUCUGCAACUAAGUCUAUUUUGCCAAGUGUGAUCCCGAAGUCUGAAAUUUACAAUCAAAUUGAUUCGGUUUUUUGCUUUCUUGACGAAAACGGAAUGCCUUUAAUGUUACCUCAUGAUUUGAGGGUACCUUACGCUCGAUCAAUUUGCAAAGACCCUGUAGGUAUUGUUCAACAGAAACGCUACUCUAUAGGAAAGGUUUUCAGAUGUCAUUCAAGCGAUUAUACCCAUCCUAGGGAGUCGAGUGAAGCAACGUUCGAUUUUAUAGUUGAACCAAGUUUCGCACGUCUCGCAGAAGCGGAAGUUGUUAAUACGGUUUUUCAUGUUCUGAACGCUUUCGAUUCACAGUCUCAAUUUUCUGACAUUAUCAUUGAAUUUAACCAUUUUGAUAUUGUGAAAGGAGUCCUUAAAUUACUAGGCUACCAAGAAGAUGUGAAAAGGGCUCUGAAAGCACUUCAGUCUUCAAAGCGACAAAUGAAGAGUUCUAAUUCUGCAAUUUCACAGUUCUGCUCUUUGUACAAUAUUGAUAGUGCUAAGUUGAACAAUUUGCUGACCCCGUUUACUUUAGACAAAGCCGAUGAAAUGUUACGUAAUGUGUUGAGAGAAAAAAGCGAAACGGGGAAAAUGUGCAAACGGGCGUUGAAAGAAGUCGAGACUACAGUUUCAAUUAUUCAGUUAAUGCUAGGAUCCAAUUCAUAUCGGAAUGUUUCGAUCAAGUUGAAUCUUCGUCUAACUGCACAAAAUUGGCUUUACUCUGGCCUAAUUUUUCAAGUUGCAGUUAACAGUAACAGGCCUAGAAUUUUGGCUCUGGGAGGAUCGUAUAACGACUUAGUGAAUAAAUUGUCAAGACCGGGUAUCAAUAUAGAUCAUCAUUUUGUCGGCGUCACAUUUGAUUUCGCCAAAUUUGCUGCAAUGUUAAGUUACGGAGAUGACGAUGAGUCUAAGAUAUCAAAUAAAAGUGGCAAAAGGAUGCUUUCUCUAGCGUUCGUUGGGAACUCUUUGACGAGAAAGCAGUUUUUAAUAGCCGCUGAGUUCAUUAAAGCGGCAGGAUUUACUCAAAAUUAUCAAAUCGAAAUAGUAUAUCAAAGGUUUUCUUCGAAAGACGAUCUUCUAGAAUUCUGCAGUGGGGCAAAAAUUACUUUAGUUAUUUCUGUUUCUGAGCAUUCAGUGAAAAAUGCAGCUGAACUGCUAUCAUUGGAAAAAUUUCACGUUAAAAAUUCUAUAAUCCUCGAACCCCAAAAUUUGAGCACAGAAUUAGAAAAAAUUGCCGCCGAAGAAGCAAAAGAUCUCGUUAACUCCAAAAACGAAGAAGUUAGCUCAUCUGAUGUCAAAUACGAAUCAAGUUCGCAAAGUAUAAUCAAUGUGAGCUCAAUUAUGGAGGAUAAAUUUGAAAAGAUGAGUGUCCGAAAACGGUAUGAGGGAAUCGCUCUAUCAAAAGCAAGGCAGAAUUUAUUUUCGAAAUCGGACGCUGAAGUCAUUGUCACGGAUCUUCCAAGAAAUAUUGUUGCCGCAAUUUCAGCGUACAUAGAUUUAAGCAGCGCAGAACAGAAAGUGUAUGAAUCUAGUUUGGAUUCAGUUUGUGAACAGUUUCCAAGAAAACAGGAUUUCAUUCGAAGAUUAUGCAAUAAGUUGCGCGAUCUGAAAUUAUCAAAAACACAACCUCAUAUCGUUUUAUUUUCGUAUAAAGACACCUUUUACAAACUGGUUUAUUAAUGAUAUUUAAUGAUAUUUAUUGCUGUUCAAUUGUAAAUAUUCAUGUUUGGUGAUUUAGUUCG